Messenger RNA from Macrosiphum euphorbiae (potato aphid), 441 nucleotides. NCBI's taxonomy places the organism in Eukaryota, Metazoa, Arthropoda, Insecta, Hemiptera, Aphididae. The record is from the annotation of a GenBank genome assembly.
AUGUUGGCUGCGGGUAACAACCCACAUCACCCGUACGCCACAUUGGUGACCUCUUCAAAAACGAACACGCACCCCGAACACGUGCUCCAACACCGCGUAAGUCGCGCACGCCGAACACGCGCUCCAACACCGCGUAAGUCACGCACGCCGAACACAAUGACAGCUCAGACAGACCAGCAACACGGCUUCUCCGGCGCUCCGGAUCAGGUACUCAGCCGAGCACACAUGGUUGCGCUCAAUACCUCGACUCCUCAGGCCAGUUCCGUCCGAGUUCUCUCCAUGCCGCACACGCUGUUCAUCGUGCAGGCAAGAACUCGCGUUCACCACCGGUCGGACGCUCCGACCCCGCGACCUCCAUCGCUCAAAGAGCAGAUUCGUCGCACGCCGCCUCCGCCGCCGGACAUCACUCGUCUCUGUCAUCGUUCUCAACUCUCAAACUAA